AUGGUUGAAUCAAGUUUCAUAAGUAUCAUCAAUCAAUAUCUUCAAAUGAUAUUCUCCAAAUUAUAUCAAAUAGCACUUGCAUCAUCUGCAUUUGCUGCUCAAUUAAUUGAAAACCCCAUUGAAUUAAACGAUACAAAUCAUGUUCAAUUAGCUUCUUACAAUUAUACAUCCGGUACUUUCAAUGCUGAAUUUUUUGUUCAUAAUGAUGGUUAUGAUAAGACAGUUUUCCUUUAUUAUACAAAUAAAGAUGAACAAUCAACUCCUUUAACCGCAUUAGCUGCAAGUCAUGCUGAAGGAUUAGAAGAUGAUUGGGAAUUAUGGACAACAUCAACCAAGAUUUUCCAAGAAGAAGGUCUUGAUACUUUAUUAAAUGUUACUUUUAAUUCAAUAAAUACUGGGGAUGUUUAUUCUCAACAAUUAAAUAUUAAAGUUGAACAAACUGAUCCUCAAGAAGAUUCUGAAUCUGCUCCAGAACCAAAAAUCCAGCCUUCUGGUCUUGGUGAAGAUAUUGAUGAUUGGUUAAAUGCUCAAUCUGUUGAUUCACAAAUUUAUAAAGCUAAAUCAAGAGUUUUCGAUAAUAUUGGUGUUGAAGGUUCUGUACCAGGUCUUGUUAUUGCAUCACCAUCUCAUGGUGAAAAUUCAGAUAAUCCAGAUUAUUUCUAUCAUUGGAUUCGUGAUGCUGGAUUAACUUAUGAUGCAAUUUUCAAAUUAUAUGAAGCAUUACCAGAUAGAGAAUCAACAGCAGCUAGAGCAUUAGAAGAUUAUUUCUUACAAUUUAUUUCUGCUUCAAUUGCUGAACAAAAUGAUGGUAGUGCAAUUGCAGGAUUAGGUGAACCAAAAUUUUAUGUUGGUAAUAAUUCUGGUUAUCAAGGUGCUUGGGGUAGACCACAAAAUGAUGGACCUGCUAUUAGAGCAUUUGCAAUUUUAGAAUUUGUUAAAGAAUAUAUCAAGAAAGGUGGUGAUCAAAAUUAUAUUAUUGAUUUAGCAUGGGAACAACCAUUAAAGAAAGAUUUAGAUUUUGUUGCAUCAAAUUGGACUUAUUCAAAUUUUGAUCUUUGGGAAGAAGUUGAUUCUGAUCAUUUUUUCACUAAAUUUGUUCAAAGAAGAGCUUUAAUUCAAGGUGCUGAAUUUGCUUCUGAAUACUUAAGAGAUGUUUCAACAUAUAGAGUAUGGAAUGAAGCUGCCAUUGCUCUAAAUGAUACUUUAUCAAAUUUUGUUUAUCCAAUUAGAAAUAUAAUCUUGAAUAGUUAUGGACCUUCACAACGUGGUAAAGCUUCAUAUAAAGAUCUUUCAGUUAUCUUAGGUGUUAAUCAUGCUUACAUAGGUGAUGAUGUAUUUGCACCAACUAAUGAAUGGGUCUUGAGAACCGCAUAUGAAAUUGCAACUUCAUUUAUUCCAGUUUAUGAACUUUCAAAUACAACUCAUGAUGAAAAUAAUUUACCUUUAGCACCACCAACUGGUAGAUAUCCAGAAGAUGUUUAUAAUGGUACUGGAUCAUCAUUAGCAAAUCCAUGGUUUUUAUCAAAUAAUGCAUUUGCAGAAUAUUUCUUUACAAUUGCUAAAAAUUUCCAAGAUUCAGGUUCAAUUUCAGUUACUGAAUUAUCAUUACCAUUUUGGAAAUAUUAUACAGGUGUUUCAGAAACUGGUUCAAUAAAUUCAGAUUCUGAUCAAUUUAAACAAAUUAUUCAAUCAUUAUUAGGUUGGGGUGAUGCUUAUUUAAGAGUUGUUAAAUAUUAUGCAGGUGAAGAUGGUCAUUUAAGUGAACAAUUUGAUAAAGAUUCUGGUGUUAUAAGAGGUGCUAGAGAUUUAACUUGGUCUUAUGCUUCACUAGUCACUGCGGCUAUUGCAAGAGCUAAUGCUAAAGGAGAUGAUGGAUUUACAGCUUCUUUAGCUUUAUUAGAAGGUGAUGUUCAAUAG
Molecule: messenger RNA, 1917 nt
Organism: Hansenula ciferrii
Lineage: Eukaryota; Fungi; Ascomycota; Saccharomycetes; Phaffomycetales; Wickerhamomycetaceae
Gene: GAA1
Product: glycoside hydrolase family 15 protein
Exons: 1
Coding region: 1-1917 (638 amino acids)
Biological process (GO): polysaccharide metabolic process
Cellular component (GO): fungal-type vacuole
Molecular function (GO): protein binding; glucan 1,4-alpha-glucosidase activity
Source: RefSeq, a predicted model, not a curated record